Messenger RNA from Scomber japonicus (chub mackerel), 1789 nucleotides. Its product is annotated as spastin-like. Bases 212 to 1639 code for a protein of 475 amino acids. The record is from RefSeq and is a predicted model, not a curated record. Gene Ontology annotation, molecular function: ATP binding; ATP hydrolysis activity. Gene Ontology annotation, cellular component: microtubule cytoskeleton. The transcript is spliced from 16 exons. Lineage: Eukaryota; Metazoa; Chordata; Actinopteri; Scombriformes; Scombridae.
GCGAAAGCGGAAGCUAUCGGUUGAAAUACUUGUGUUGUGAUGAGGCAUCACGAUUUCUGUGUCAUAUGUAGCAAAACUGUUGUUUUCCUAACCUUAAACUGCGACUCGACCGGUUCAUAAAAGCGAAUGAAAAGCGUAAUUUCAAAGUAUCGUGUUUCAUAACUUGGCUAACGUUACCAACGUUAGGAGCAAGCAGACAAACGAGGGAGCAAUGUCGGUCAAAACAAACGCGAGUAAAGCCAAAGACAACAGCGAAGUUAUUAAAAACCACCACAAGCAGGCGUUUGAGCAUAUAUCUAAGGCUCUGAAGAUCGAUGAAGACGAUACAGGAGACAAGGGGGUGGCUGCGCAGUGGUACAGGAAAGGGAUUGCUGAGCUUGAAAGGGGAAUAGCAGUGGAGAUCACAGGACAAGGAGAGCAACAUGACCGGGCAAAGAGACUCCGAGAUAAAAUGGUCAACAAUCUCACCAUGGCAAGAGACAGGCUUGCUUUGUUAGAGGCAACAUUGGCAACUAAAAAGAAGAGUGAUCCCCCGAGGGCAUCAAAUCAUACCCCCUCUCUGCCAAAGCCUGCUUCCAAAACCCAGCCUGCAGUUCGAGGUGUGUCCGGUAACAUCAGACCCUCUGGUGCCAGAAUGCCAUCGAGGUCUACUGAUCUGAAGGUGACACCACGGAUGGGGAGAGCUCAAAAUGGAAAACCUGACAGACCGCCCAGAAGGACAGAUAUGAGAAACUUUAAGAAUGUGGACAGCAGAAUGGCCAACUUGAUCCUGAAUGAAAUAGUUGACAGUGGAACGUCUGUGUCCUUUCAUGACGUUGCGGGACAGGAUCUGGCCAAGCAAGCACUCCAAGAGAUCGUCAUCCUUCCCACCUUAAGACCAGAGCUCUUUACUGGUCUAAGAGCUCCAGCACGUGGUUUGCUCUUAUUUGGCCCGCCUGGAAAUGGGAAAACCAUGCUGGCCAAAGCAGUCGCAGCCGAGUCAAACGCCACAUUCUUCAACAUCAGCGCUGCCAGUCUGACCUCUAAAUAUGUGGGAGAGGGUGAGAAGCUUGUCAGAGCAUUGUUUGCAGUUGCCAGAGAAUUGCAGCCCUCUAUCAUCUUCAUUGAUGAAGUUGACAGCUUGCUUUGUGAACGGAGGGAGGGAGAAAAUGAUGCUUCACGUCGAUUAAAAACCCAGUUCCUCCUUGAAUUUGAUGGGGUGCAGUCAGGAGGGGAUGACAGGGUGCUGGUAAUGGGAGCAACCAACAGGCCUCAGGAACUUGAUGAAGCAGUUCUGAGGCGAUUUCCAAAAAGGGUUUAUGUGACAUUGCCGGAUGAGGAGACAAGAUUCACACUGCUGACAAAUCUUUUGGGAAAACACGGGAAUCCACUGACCAAAAAUGAUCUGACCUUCCUUGCAAAAGCGUCUGCAGGAUAUUCAGGGAGCGAUCUGACAGCGUUAGCCAAAGAUGCCGCACUUGGGCCGAUCAGAGAAUUGAGACCCGACCAAGUCAUAAAUAUGGCUGCUAGUGAGAUGCGAAACAUCAAGAAGAAAGACUUUGAGGAUUCCCUGAAGCGCAUUAAGCCCAGUGUUAGCCCAGCGACUCUUAACAUGUAUGUCAAAUGGAACAGAGACUUUGGUGACACAACAACUUUUUGAACCUAGUAGUUCAUUUUCACUCCUGAACAUUUUCAAUUUUUCUGGUUUACUCUACAGGUGAAAGACAUUAACAUUGUUAAUGAAGCACUGACCUCUACCUGUACCUAACUUCCCUAUUUUAAUAAUGCUAAGAAUAAUAUUUAAUAAUAA